This is a messenger RNA of Arachis duranensis, 1323 nucleotides long. RefSeq names its product probable dolichyl-diphosphooligosaccharide--protein glycosyltransferase subunit 3B. The transcript has a single exon. The record is from RefSeq and is a predicted model, not a curated record. The annotation marks the transcript as partial. NCBI's taxonomy places the organism in Eukaryota, Viridiplantae, Streptophyta, Magnoliopsida, Fabales, Fabaceae. Gene Ontology annotation, cellular component: oligosaccharyltransferase complex.
AUUGCAAACCGACAAUUAAUUAAGUAUUCCAAAUUACACACUUACCCCUCCCUCGCAAACGGCGCUGCUCGGGUACUCUCUCUUGUCGUAGCCACCCUCACCGCCUCCUCCUCCUCCAACACAAACGACGAGCGCGUGGAGGAGCUCCUCUCCCUUCAAUCCAGAUCCAAAUCGGGUAUCAUCCGCCUCAACGACCAGUCCCUGUCCCGCUUCCUCACCUCCGUCGCCACCCCUCGCCCUUACUCCAUCGUCAUCUUCUUCGACGCCGCCCAGCUCCACGACAAGACAGAGCUGCGCCUCCGCGAACUCCACCAAGAAUUCUCCAUCGUCUCCUCCUCCUUCAUCGCCAACCACAACAUCUCCCACCCUUCGCGCUCCAAGCUCUUCUUCUGCGACAUCGAGUUCAAGGAAUCUCAGUUCUCAUUCACGCAAUUCGGCGUCAACGCCCUCCCACACAUUCGCCUCAUCGCUCCCAACCAUUCCUUCAAGGAUUCACAGCCCAUGGACCAGGGCGAUUUCUCGCGACUCGCUGAGUCAAUGGCCGAAUUCGUUGAGUCCAAAACCAAGAUCUCCCUGGGACCCAUCCACCGCCCCCCGCUGCUAUCCAGGAACCAGUUGAUCUUGAUCGUCGUUGCGUUCCUCAUUUGGAUUCCGUUCUUCGUGAAGAAGCUUGUUUCGGGUCAGACACUGCUCCAUGAUCCGAAAGUGUGGUUGUCGGGUUCUGUUUUCGUUUACUUCUUCAGCGUUUCUGGAGCUAUGCAUAACAUCAUCAGGAAGAUGCCAAUGUUUCUUCUGGACCGCAACGAUCCUUCCAAGCUUGUGUUCUUCUACCAGGGCUCCGGGAUGCAGCUCGGCGCCGAGGGAUUCGCCGUCGGGUCCUUGUACACCGUGGUGGGGCUCUUGCUGGCGUUUAUGUCGCAGGGUCUUGUGAAGGUGAAGAAUGUGACGGUUCAGAGGGUGGUUAUGAUGUUCGCCUUGUUGGUUUGUUUCUUGGCUGUGAAGCAGGUUGUGUUCUUGAAUAACUGGAAGACUGGUUAUGGUAUUCAUGGCUUCUGGCCCUCUAGUUGGAAUUGACAGAGCAAUUGGCACCAAGCACGGUCUGCAAUUCUCUUACUCUUUGAUUUCAUAUAUAUAUAUUUGAGAUGUUUGCAUUCUGUUCUUGAGAUGCCUGUUACAACUACUACACUAUCUUAACUUUGUUGCUGUUGUUGGCCUUUUUGUGGGAAAAUUCUGAGUAUUACAUCAUUUUACUAAACUAGUCAUUGCUUGCGUUUUGAUUGAUUAAUGAUCAUUUGGAAGCUGUUGCAUUGCAUAUUUAUGAAA